GUGGCGUCCGCUAGCAUCGCCGGAGGGAGACGGUGCGCCCCCGGGGCACCAGUCCACAGGCGCCUAGGUGCCCCUCCCUUUGGCCACCUUUCGCCCGCCCGCUGCCGCGAGCCAAGGCCGGCGCCCCGCCCGGAGAUGGCCAGACGCGUGGAUGGCGUGGUUCCCGGCGCCGCCAGAUCGCAGGAGCCCGGCGGCGGGGCGCUACGCUGAGGCUCUAGCUCGGAGCAGCCCGGGAAGCCUGCAGGUGUCCUUGGCCGCCGAGCCACCGCCCGGGAGACUCCUUCGCCGAUGCCCAGAGCCCCGCUCCCGCGAGCGGCGUCGCCCCCCCAGCCCCGGGCUCGGCGCAGAGCAGGACGCCCCGUCUGAGGCCCCCCUGCCCCAGCGCGGCCCCCGCCGUGCUGCGCCCAGCCUAGCGCCGCUCCCAGCCGCUACCAAGCCGCGGACGCAAGACCGGAGCUCCCUCCUGCGGGCACGCUUGUUUUCCUGCCGCCGCCUCGCCCUGCGCAGCGCCCGCCCGCCAGAUCGCCGCGCUCCGCUCAGCCCCGCCCGCCAUCCGUGCCCUGCGCUGGAUUUAUGAAUGGGGGGAAGAGGCCACAUGCCGCCACCGCCGCCUCGUGUUGACCGCACGGAGCCUGGGCCAGCGGAGCUCCGGCUGCCGUGAGAGCGUCGGCCCGGCAGCCGCUCGGAGGACUUGUUGCUGCUGCGCUGCCGCCGCCGCCGCCGCGGGGAAGCCGGCUGCUCCCGGGGCUCCGCGCGGUCAGGGAGCCGGAGGGUGGCCGGUGUGAGUGUGAACGCCCUCGCGCCCCGGCCCCUCGCAGUGCUCCUGGACUGUGCGCUCCCUGGUCUUUUUUUGGGGGGGGGCGUGUCCCGGGCCGGAGCGUCUGAGUGUCCAGUACUAGCAGGGGCGCGUGUGAGUGCUAGCCCUGCCUUCCCCGGCCCCUCGCAGGGGUCCUCGGCUCUCCUUUCCCCCUCCUGCCUCCCUCCGCGGCGCUGCCUGCCCAAACCCCAACCACCUGUGCACCGGAGAAACCCAACUCCUGCUCCGCGCCCCGGGGGGGGAGGCAGGGGAGGCAGGGACAGAGCCACGCCGCAGAGGGGGCCGCCGCCGCCUCCUGCCUCCUCGCCGUCUCCUCCCCCUCCCCGGUCUGACGCUAACUCCUUGGGAAGGGUGUUUGGAGGGCAGCGGCCGCCCCAAGCCGAAGCCCCGCAGCGCUUCUUAUGAUCAGCUCGGUGUGUGUCUCCUCCUACCGCGGGCGCAAGUCUGGGAACAAGCCUCCGUCCAAAACAUGUCUGAAGGAGGAGAUGGCCAAGGGCGAGGCGUCGGAGAAGAUCAUCAUCAACGUGGGCGGCACGCGACAUGAGACCUACCGCAGCACCCUGCGCACGCUACCCGGCACCCGCCUCGCCUGGCUGGCCGAUCCCGACGGCGGGGGCCGGCCAGAGUCGGAUGGCGGCGGUGCGGGCAGCAGCGGCAGCAGCGGCGGGGGCUGUGAGUUCUUCUUCGACCGGCACCCGGGCGUCUUUGCAUACGUUCUCAACUACUACCGCACAGGCAAGCUGCACUGCCCCGCCGACGUGUGCGGGCCACUCUUCGAGGAGGAGCUCACCUUCUGGGGCAUCGACGAGACCGACGUGGAGCCCUGCUGCUGGAUGACCUACCGGCAGCACCGCGAUGCCGAGGAGGCGCUGGAUAUCUUUGAGAGCCCGGACGGAGGUGGCGGUGGCGUAGGGCCGGGCGACGAGGCCGGCGACGAUGAGCGGGAGCUGGCCCUGCAGCGCCUGGGGCCCCACGAGGGAGGCGCGGGCCCUGGCGCGGGGUCCGGGGGGUGCCGCGGCUGGCAACCUCGCAUGUGGGCGCUCUUCGAGGAUCCCUACUCCUCCAGAGCGGCCAGGGUGGUAGCCUUCGCCUCUCUCUUCUUCAUCCUGGUGUCCAUCACCACCUUCUGCCUGGAGACGCACGAGGCCUUCAACAUCGAUCGCAACGUGACGGAGAUCCACCGAGUGGGGAACACCACCAGUGUGCGCUUCCGGCGCGAGGUGGAGACGGAGCCCAUCCUCACCUACAUCGAGGGCGUCUGUGUGCUGUGGUUCACACUGGAGUUCCUGGUGCGCAUCGUGUGCUGCCCAGACACGCUGGACUUCGUCAAGAACCUGCUCAACAUCAUCGACUUCGUGGCCAUCCUGCCCUUCUACCUGGAGGUCGGGCUGAGUGGCCUGUCGUCCAAGGCGGCCCGCGACGUGCUGGGCUUCCUGCGGGUGGUCCGCUUCGUGCGUAUCCUGCGUAUCUUCAAGCUCACGCGCCACUUCGUGGGGCUGCGCGUGCUGGGCCACACCCUGCGCGCCAGCACCAACGAGUUCCUGCUGCUCAUCAUCUUCCUGGCCCUGGGCGUGCUCAUCUUUGCCACCAUGAUCUACUACGCCGAGCGCAUUGGCGCCAGGCCCUCCGACCCGCGGGGCAACGACCACACAGACUUCAAGAACAUCCCCAUCGGCUUCUGGUGGGCCGUGGUCACCAUGACGACGCUGGGCUACGGGGACAUGUACCCCAAGACGUGGUCAGGCAUGCUGGUGGGGGCGCUGUGUGCGCUGGCCGGCGUGCUCACCAUCGCCAUGCCCGUGCCUGUCAUCGUCAACAACUUCGGCAUGUACUACUCCCUGGCCAUGGCCAAGCAGAAGCUGCCCAGGAAACGAAAGAAGCACGUGCCUCGGCCGCCCCAGCUCGAGUCGCCCAUUUACUGCAAGUCCGAGGAGACAUCCCCCCGGGACAGCACCUACAGUGAUACCAGCCCCGCUGCCCAGGAAGAGGCCAUGGUGGAGAGGAAACGGGCAGAUUCCAAGCAGAAUGGCGAUGCCAACGCGGUGCUCUCAGAUGAGGAGGAGGGAGCUGCCCUGACCCAGCCCCUGGCCUCCACCCCGAACCCUGAGGAGCGCAGGGCCCUGCGACGCUCAGGCACUCGAGACAGAAACAAGAAGGCAGCUGCCUGCUUCCUGCUCAGCACUGGGGACUAUGCCUGCGCUGACGGUAGUAUCCGGAAAGGCUGUGCAAAGUCCCGGAGUCUAAACAACAUAGCCGGAGCUGCUGGAAUCAGUCUGGGGCUCUCUCCACUGGCAUCGCGGUACAGCUCGCCCUACCCUCCGAGAAAACUCCUGCUCUCCCCCCCUUUCCACCCCCUCACCAGCCCACCCCCCAGACACUCAGCCCCGUAGCUGAACCCUCGGUUCUCUUGCCUCUGGGCACACAAGCACGCACACGCAGGACCAGGCACACUCAUGCUCGCCAGCCCUCAUUCCUCCCGGAGUCUGAGGGAGCCGGGCAGGAUGCAGGCGAAUUCAGGCCCCUGGACCUCUCCGCAGCACCCAGCUCUCCAAAAUGCUCAGGUCUGGGGCCUGAGAGCAGGGGGAGAUGACUCUCAGGGCUCCCCCGUCCUGAGCCGAAGGUGCUGGCAUUCUCACGACCCUCUGGGCCCUGCCUCCCCCUCAAGGUCCCUUCUUAGUCACAGCAAAUGCAUUUCCAUUUCUCGUGGCCUUCAACCAGUGACCAAACAGCCUGCAACCGAAUGUCUGUCUGUCUGUCUGUCCAUCCCACACCCAGACCAGCAAGGAAAAUAAGGCUGUCCUGUGGGGCAUCUCUGCUGGUGUCCAGGGGGCUUGUCUCCUCAGGGGAGCUGUGCCGCCCUGCGAGAAGAGGCCUGAUGUUCUCCAGCUCUGGCCUGGGGCGCAAGUGGGGGGUUCCAUAAAGUCUGAGCCCCAGGAUUGUCUUCCUGGGUGCAGGGAUGUCCUCUCUAGGGUGACACCCUGCAGCUGAGCCCAGCAGCCCAUCUGCGCCCCGAGCCUCAGCACCUCUCGCCACGCUGCUUCCUCUGCUUCCACGACAGUUCUGCUUCCCUCUCCAGUUUUUCUUCCCUCUCCGGCUCUCUCACACUCGCAGCCCAGCCUCUGAGUCACCUGCCGCUCCCACCCAGCCUCUGCGCUCUGUAUUGCUGCCAGAGCCGGAGACUCAUCUAAUUUCUAUAAUUAAGUGUAUUCAUUUACCUAACGAGCCUGGGAGCACAACAGGUUUGUGAGUCAUUGUGUGAGUAGGGGUGCCCUCUGGGCAGGGGCAGCUGAGGGGAAGUGUGGGGACAGAGCCAUCCUGCCCUCACCGACUCUUGCACAGGCACCCUGCCACUCUCAGGGAGGGCCAAGCCACAAGUGGCCCCUCCCCCAGCAGUGCACAGCACGAGGCACUCCAGGCCCUUCUCAGUCCUGGGACCUGGGGACGCCUCAGCCAAGUCAUUUCCUGUUUCACCUGAUGGGAAUGAGACCUGACAGCAGAGCCGUGCGCCUAGCAAUUUUUAGAGUCAGAUUAUGCAAUUUUGUAGAGGGAAUGACUAAGUAAGGGCCAUGUCUGCUCCUUCCAGGGUGGGCAAAGAGAGGUACACAAGACAGCAUUCGGGAGGAGACCGAGAAAUCAGGGGGCCACCCCAGAAAGGGAACUGGGCAGCAAGGUCAGAUCACUGCAGGGGUGCUGAGAGAAUCCCCAUUUCAGGGCUUUCUUUCUGGAAGGUAGUCCCUUCCAGAAAGGUCUGUUCCAGGUGGGUGCUGGGAUAGCCCAGCCCUCCUGUGGUCUCUAGGGCCUGCGUCCCACUUUCUCUCAGAAUGAAGUAUUCCCCUAAGAAUCGAGAAGAUACAGGGGUGUCCAUGUGACCUCCCUUCAGAAGGGGCUUUAAGGGACAGGAACAGGAAUGGCCUGUGGAGCAGGAUGGAGACGCCAAGCACCCUCUCCCUCACGACCAAGUGUGAGCCCAGCUGCUCCUUCGUGAGGACAGAUUCAGUUCUGCCUCGGCAGGGCUUCCUGGCACCAGAGUCCUGGCUCUGACUGGGACCCGAUGAGCUAGGUGUCCAGUUUAGCACGGGCACCACAGCUAUUUUCUCCUCUGACUUGUCUUUCUGGUUCAUGGAACUGAGGCGGUUAUUUCUGUGGCAGCCCUCAAGUUGUCAGGAGCCCAAGUUUCCACGGCACCCACCGCCUCCUUCCCUCUCUUCUCUCCCACAGGGAUGGGCACCCCUGUGGUGGGCACAGAUGUCCCUAGGCGACCUGAUGCAGGAGUAUCAGGCUGGAGCCCCUAGGGCCUUGGGAGAAGGGCUGCCACAUGUCCCUCCCUCCCGGCUCUCUGGCUGCUACAGGACCUAGCUAAUGGGAGAGCUGAGUAGGCUGCCUGCCCUGCUACCUCUCAGGACCUGGGCCUUCCCAGUGCCCUAAGAAAGGGCAGAGCAAGUCCUGGAGCUUACAAAGACCCACCAUACACCGAGGUCUGCCUAGGGAGGAGGCUGCCUGAACGGGCUUCAGGCUCACCAGGCCUUGGGCCUCCCUCCUCGGGGAAGGCUACCCGAUCCCAUCUGAGAGCACAGUUUGCUUUCCCUUGGAUCUUGACUUGGACCUAUAUCCGUUACUUUGGCUUCUGGAAGCCUUUUCUCUCUAGCUGGGGCCCAGCCUCUCCUGGCAGAGCAAUAAAGCAGCCCAGUAGGAGUUAUUAACCUUACCUUCCAGUUGGUAGCAGGGCCACUGACAACCCCAGAGGCCACUUCUCAGCCCCCCAGGGCUUCUGAGAAGAGUGGCUGUGAGCUGGAACCAGAGGAGAAGGUGCCUCUUCAGCCUAGAACCUGGGCUGCAGGAGAGUUGGAGGGGAGGCUGCAUACCAGCCUGAGGGCUGGUGCUGCACUUUCACAGAGCUUCCUGAGAGAGGAGGGCCUCUUCUGCCCGGGCCAGAGAGUAUCACCCUCCAAAAUGUCUGACUCCCUGCCUGCCCAACCUGUGCCUGCACUGGGAAGGUAGGGGAAGUUCCCUUCCCAGGCCCUUGGCAUCCCAGGCUGAGGUGGGAUUCCCAGGAGCCCUCAUGGAUGGGUUGGGUUUUUCAAUAUGAUGAUAUUUUCUAGCCUUCUCUCCUGAGAUAGGCACAUUCGUCCUCCCUGACCUUCACCUUCAGCAUUCACCCGGCAGCCCCUGGGACUCUGUUCCUGCCAGAUUGAGGAAGGGGGCCUGGGGACACCAUGGAAGUGCACUCAGCAGCCAUCUUCAGCCCUCUGCAACAGGGGAAGAGCCCCAGCUGGUGGUGGCAGGUGGAGCUAUGCUGGG
Molecule: messenger RNA, 6115 nt
Organism: Rhinolophus ferrumequinum (greater horseshoe bat)
Lineage: Eukaryota; Metazoa; Chordata; Mammalia; Chiroptera; Rhinolophidae
Gene: KCNC4
Product: potassium voltage-gated channel subfamily C member 4
Exons: 4
Coding region: 1219-3207 (662 amino acids)
Biological process (GO): potassium ion transmembrane transport; protein homooligomerization
Cellular component (GO): axon; neuronal cell body membrane; voltage-gated potassium channel complex
Molecular function (GO): delayed rectifier potassium channel activity; protein binding
Source: RefSeq, a predicted model, not a curated record